Molecule: messenger RNA, 1554 nt
Organism: Hermetia illucens (black soldier fly)
Lineage: Eukaryota; Metazoa; Arthropoda; Insecta; Diptera; Stratiomyidae
Exons: 3
Coding region: 110-1483 (457 amino acids)
Source: RefSeq, a predicted model, not a curated record
GGAAGGGAAUUUAAUUGACUGUUUUUGAUAGAUCUCAGGUGCCUAUAAUAAAGUCAUUUCAAAUUCUUAGGAAUUAGAUUGGAUCCCCUCCAUUUCAGAUGGAAGCAGAAUGGAUGACUCUCCGAAUCUAUUAAGGAAAAGGCCAGGACGACUGAGCCUUGGUAAACGAUCCAAAGACGGGUCAGACUCUCCCACAACGCCAUGUCGCCACUCAAUUAUGCGCAGUUCCGUCAACACGCCGCCCUCGAUUCGUUUCAACGGAAAUCCAAACAGUUCGCAGACGACCCCGCUGAAUCACUUCAAGCGAACGUACUUCAUCGAAGAGUCUCCCUCGCAGGACUACGAUAGCGAUUCCCAGACAAUGAUUUGCACCCAAGACACGCGCCAGAGCGUUACCGACGUCGACUGGAAAUGGGAAGAGCCAGAUCGUCCCAAUGUGGCCAAGACAAUAAUCAAUCCGAAACCUCGUCGAGUAGAAAACAGCAGACCCGCGCGACACAUUCGACCGAUAAUGCAACUUUCAAAGAAGUCAAUCUUCCGGCAGUCCCCGGAGCGUCCCCAGAAAAGAGGUUUCUAUAAAUUCAAGGAGGAAUUCCUUCGGGAUUUCACGGAAGGAAGUGCUGGUGGAAGUCCUGAUCGCGAUGACUCGUCACCGUCUGCUGAAUUUGAGUUAGACGAGCAGGACUCGAGCGCAAAAGAAAAUGACCUGAUGGAGGUGCUAAGCGUCCGAGCAAUGAAACCGAAUCUCAUAGAAAAGAAAAUCCCAGAGCGUGUGAAAGCCCCGCAAUUGGCAGAAGCACCUAAACCGAUAGAAUUAAGCAAACCAACGACAAACAGACCAAAUCCUACCUGGAAACCCAAUCUCAUUCCCCCUUCCGGCAUUACCAAAAUCACAGAGCCCAAACCAAAGGCCGCACAAAGUACAAUCCCUGCAAACCCAAAACCAAGCGCUCCCACCGAAUCGGAUCUCCUGGAAGACUCUGACCUGGACACUCUCCUCCUCCAGUGCAGUCAAAAGGUUGAGGCGAGCUACCAGAAGCAAACCAAGCGGACCAAACUUGACAAAUACGACAAUUUAUUCGAGAAUGAUUCGUUCGACGACAUCUUCCUCUCUGUUCCGGUAGACGCUCAGCAACCUCCAAAAAUAUGUAAAAGUCCCCUCGUUCGCUACAAUUCUAUGCCCACCAAGUCGCCAACGGCCAAAGCGGUCCCUGAUCGCCCAGUAAGCAGUUUUACCCGACACAAUAGCAUGCCCACUAAUGAUAAGAAACAGGCGACUGGGCAGAAGUCCUCGAUUGGAAGUGACUCGAAGAGUAGCAGUUCGGAGUCAAUUUCAUCAGAAAAACGACGUUGCACUGCGCAGGAGAUCGAACGCAAACGCUUGGAAGCUCUCCAGCGGAGGGAGGCGAGUAAAUUAAGGAAAUUAACCAGUUCUUGUGGUGUUAGCAGUAAUUAUCCGAAUUCAGGCAGAGUGAAAAGGUGAAGCGAGUCUUCUGGCUCGUUGGAUGACAAUUUUUGCAUUAUUUUGUAAGAGAAAAAAUAUAUUUACGUUAU